CCGAAAUCUUGAACAUCAAAAUCUCCUAAAGCCGUCUUCUAAACCCCGCCCUGCUUUCGUCUUUCUCUCUGUCAUUCACAGAUCUCUUCUCCCUCUCCUCUCUCAUUCUCCUUCUCUCCAUUUUUUCAUUCCACAUACUUACUUUUUUUUUUUUCUUUUUAUCACAUAAAAGAGAAAUGAUGCAAGAAAUGUGGAAUGCGCCACCCGGAUUCCGGCCCACGAAAUCAGCUCCAUCUUCUCCGGCCAAGCCUCUUCAGGGAGUUUCACGAACUCGCUCCGAAGCCUUUCAUGUCGCCCACAAGGUCCCAGUUGGGGACACCCCUUAUGUCCGAGCCAAGAAUGUCCAACUGGUGGAUAAGGAUCCCGAAAGGGCAAUACCACUGUUUUGGGCGGCCAUUAACGCAGGGGAUAGAGUGGAUAGUGCUCUCAAAGACAUGGCCAUCGUUAUGAAGCAGCAGAAUCGGGCUGAGGAGGCCAUCGAGGCCAUUAAAUCAUUACGCAGCAGAUGUUCCGAUCAAGCCCAGGAAUCCCUCGAUAACAUCCUAUUAGACCUUUACAAGAGAUGUGGAAGAUUGGAUGACCAAAUCACAUUGCUGAGACACAAACUGUACCUAAUUCAGCAAGGUAUGGCCUUCAAUGGCAAGCGCACAAAAACUGCUCGGUCACAAGGGAAAAAGUUUCAGGUGUCUGUCGAGCAAGAAGCCACUCGAUUGCUGGGUAACCUAGGGUGGGCGCUGAUGCAGCAGAACAACUACAUGGAAGCAGAAGAAGCCUACAGGCGGGCCCUACUGCUUGCACCCGAUAACAACAAAAUGUGCAAUCUCGGCAUCUGCCUAAUGAAGCAGGGAAGGAUUGGAGAGGCCAAAGAGACUCUCCGCCGGGUAAGGCCCGCUAUGGCAGAUGGGCCCAGAGGGGUUGACUCCCAUCUCAAGGCCUACGAGCGGGCCCAAGAGAUGUUAAAGGACCUCGAGUCCGAGAUGAUGAGCAAAGGCGGCUGUGACAGAGUCCAGCAGAGAAAACUUUUCGAUGCCUUCUUGGGCUCGUCUGCAAUUUGGCAGCCCAGGCCCUGCAGGGAGCAGCAGGCCCAACAACAAAACCCUUCUUACAUUGUCCCCCCCAGUCAUGACCCUUUUGCCGACGAGAAUGUCAAUUCAAAUGUCGUCCCGAAUUUUACGGCGGCAAAAACAACAGGUGGAGGAGGGGGUAUUUUGGUAAAUCAGCUGAACAUUGACGCUCAGCCGUUUUACUCGACGAGGUUUGGCGGGGAGAGCCUCAAGAGGACGAGGUCGGGGAAUCACGUGGUGGUGGGCCCGGGAAAGAAAGAAUCCAUUAACGAGACGGGAAAGAGUUGUUGGGAUGAUUUGUUGCCGGACAGUAAGGACUUUGAGGAGGCAAUAAUUGCGGCUGUGUUGGGUACUAACGGGAGCGAAACUACUACUAAAUGUGCCGGUGAGAAAAGGUCUGAUGAGUGUGGAAUAGUCAUACCUCAGAGGAAGGUGGAGAAGAGGCUGAGAGUUUUUCAGGACAUUACGCCGUCCUUGAGCCCGAGGGCUUGAUGAUGAUGAUGGUCAUGAUGCUAGCUGGCGGCAUAACCUUUUUUUUUAUAUAUAUAAAAAAACUAAUUUUAUGUUUUAUUAAUAAAUCUUUGUUAAUUUAAGUUGAUGGGAGAUUCUUUGGGGUUGGAGAUAAACUUGUUCUCCUCGAGUUUCAAUUCUUGUAGUGUUUUUAAUUUAAGGGGUAAUGCAUCAUGAUGGUAGCUUCAGGGGAAAAUUGUAAUCCAUUUUUUGGAGGUUUGAAUAACUUAAUUUUAUUUAUGUUCCAUUUUUGUACAACUUUCACAUGAUCUUGAUUUAUGUUCUGAUCUAUUUAUGAAAAGAUCAGGUUACAGUUAUUUUAGUUAUAGAAUGUAUUGUUUUA
Striga asiatica is the source of this 1917-nucleotide messenger RNA. Lineage: Eukaryota; Viridiplantae; Streptophyta; Magnoliopsida; Lamiales; Orobanchaceae. The record is from the annotation of a GenBank genome assembly.